Messenger RNA from Elephantulus edwardii (Cape elephant shrew), 699 nucleotides. RefSeq names its product putative deoxyribonuclease TATDN3-like. The record is from RefSeq and is a predicted model, not a curated record. Gene Ontology annotation, molecular function: hydrolase activity, acting on ester bonds. The coding region runs from base 1 to 699 and encodes 232 amino acids. Lineage: Eukaryota; Metazoa; Chordata; Mammalia; Macroscelidea; Macroscelididae. The transcript is spliced from 2 exons.
AUGAAGGCAGCGGCACUGGGCCUAGUGGACUGUCAUUGCCACCUUUCCGCCCCCGACUUUGACCACGAUCUCGAUGAUGUAUUGGAAAAAGCCAAGGAGGCCAAUGUUGUGGCCCUUGUGGCAGUUGCUGAACAUUCAGGAGAAUUUGAAAAGAUUAUGAAGCUUUCAGAAAGGUAUUCUGGAUUUAUCCUGCUGUGCUUGGGUGUUCACCCAAUUCAAGGACUACCAGAAGAUCAAAGAAGUGUCACAUUAAAGGAUUUGGAUGAUGCUUUGCCCAUUAUUGAGAAGUAUAAGGAUCAGUUAUUGGCAAUUGGAGAGGUCGGGUUAGAUUUUUCUCCUCGAUUUGCCAACACUGAUGAGAAGAAAGAAGAACAAAGACAAGUUCUAAUCAGACAGGUCCAGUUAGCCAAAAGACUAAAUUUGCCUUUAAAUGUUCACUCACGUUCAGCUGGAAGACCCACCAUCAACCUCUUAAAUGAGCAAGAUAAACUGGGGUUCAUUGAGAUUCAAGAAUUUGACCAAGAUAAGCCAUCUGAAUCCAGGUUCUAUGCUGCUGAUCACGGAGCGAUAGUGAAUCAACUAUGCCAGUUAAAAAAGAGUAAAGAGAGAAACUAUUUCAAAGCUCUUUUUAAAGAUGAUUAUAUCUUCAAUUGUGAGGAGAUUACAUCUCCCCAUCUCAACCACUCAGUUGCUGUUUAA